UUUGAUUAUUUUAGGGAUUCAGCUCUCAGUUCAGACUUGAAUGGCCAUUCACUGCUUGGAUGUGUGGAGGUAUCUUUCAGAUGAAGGCAUUGAAGCUUGCACAAGUUCUCCUGAUAAAGUCAAUCUAAAUGACAUCAUCCUGAUUGCUCUCAAUACAGACUUGAGAACAAUUGGCAAGAAAUUCCUCCCCAGUGACAUCAACGGUGGAAAGGUAGAAAAGCUUGAAGGUCCAUGUGUUUUGCAAAUUCAGAAAAUUCGCAAUGUUGCUGCGCCAAAGGACAAUGAAGAGUCUCAGGCUGCACCAAGGAUGUUGCGGCUGCAGAUGACUGAUGGUCAUAUAAGCUGCACAGCAGUAGAAUAUAGUUAUAUGUCAAAAAUAAGCCUGAACACACCACCUGGAACUAAAGUUAAGCUCUCAGGCAUUGUGGAUGUAAAAAAUGGAUUUCUACUCCUGAAUGACUCCAACACCACAAUCCUGGGGGGAGAAGUGGAACACCUUAUUGAGAAGUGGGAGCUACAGAGAAGCUUGUCAAAACACAAUAGAAGCAAUAUUGGAACUGAAGGUGGACCACCUCCUUUUGUGCCUUUUGGACAGAAGUGUGUGUCUAAUGUCCAAAUGGAUAGCAGAGAACUUGAUCGAAGGAAGACCCUGCAAGUUACAAUGCCUGUCAAACCCCCAAGUGAUAAUGAUGAAUUUGAAAAGCAAAGGACAGCUGCUAUUGCAGAAGUUGCAAAGAGCAAAGAAACCAAGACAUUUGGAGGAGGUGGUGGUAGUGCAAGAAGUAAUCUCAAUAUGAGUGCUGCUGGUAACCGAAAUAGAGAAAUUUUACAGAAAGAAAAGCCAACCAAAUCAGAGGGGAAACAUGAAGCUGUCUAUAGAGAACUGGUUGAUGAGAAGGCUCUGAAGCACAUAACAGAAAUGGGCUUCAGUAAGGAAGCGUCAAGGCAAGCUCUUAUGGAUAAUGGCAACAACUUAGAAGCAGCACUGAAUGUACUUCUUAACAGCAAUAAACAAAAACCUGUUUCGGGUCCACCUCUGAGAGGCAAAGGAAAAGGCAGGGGACGAAUAAGAUCUGAAGAUGAAGAAGAACUGGGAAAUGCAAGGCCAUCAGCACCAAGCACAUUAUUUGAUUUCUUGGAGUCUAAAAUGGGGACUUUGAGUGUGGAAGAGCCUAAAUCACAACCGCAGCAGUUUCAUCAAGGGCAACACAGAUUGUUGAAUACUGAGCAAAAUGGAAUAAAAGACAGUAAUCAAACAAGAUAUCUUCCUCGGAAUGAUACCAGACAGCCAAGAAAUGAAAAACCCCCUCGUUUUCAAAGAGACACCCAAAAUUCGAAAUCAAUUUUAGAAGGCAGUGGAUUGCCUAGAAAUAGAGGUACUGAAAGACCAAGUACUUCUUCAGGAUCUGAAGGAUGGGCUGAAGAGAGAAUCAGAUGUGAUAGACCCUAUUCUAGAUAUGAUAGGACUAAAGACACCUCAUACCAUUUAGGUUCUCAGCACAAUGAUGGUGCUUUUAGAAAAAGAGAUAACUCUAUGCAAAACAGAUCAGGAAGAGGUCCAGCCUAUGCAGAGGCAAAAGAAAAUCCACUUCCUCAAGAAUCCAUAGAUUAUAAUAAUCAAAAACGUGGGAAAAGAGAAAACCAAACAGCAAAUCCUGAUCAUUUUUAUGACAGGAAACCACGAACAAUAAAUAAUGAAGCUUUCAGUGGUGUAAAAAUUGAAAAACAUUUUCCUAUAAAUACUGAUUACCAGAAUCCUGUCAGAACUAAUAGUUUCAUUGGUGUUCCAAAUGGAGAGACAGAAAUGCCACUGAAGGGAAGGCGCGUAGGACCUAUUAAGCCAACAGGACCCACCACAGCCACACCCUAUGAUGAUAAAGUAUUUUACAGUAGUGGUCCCAAAAGAAGAUCUGGGCCAAUUAAACCAGAAAAAGUACUGGAACCAUCUGUUCCUAUGGAGUAUGCAAAACUGUGGAAACCUGGAGAUGAAUGUUUUGCACUUUAUUGGGAAGACAAUAAGUUUUACCGAGCAGAAGUUGAAGCUCUCCAUUCUUCAGGUAUGACAGCAGUUGUUAAAUUCAUUGAUUACGGAAACUAUGAAGAGGUGCUACUAAGCAACAUCAGGCCCAUUCAAACAGAGGCAUGGCUCCAGCGGAGCUGGACAUGCACAGGAGGAAUCAGAAGAACCGGGUCGAGUCCUGGCUCUGCCACUUACUACCUGUGUGACUUUGGGAGGAAGAAGGAACCUAUGACCAAACUCUUGAGUUCCGUAGAGGAGGUGAUGGCCAGCCUAGGAGGUCCACUCGGCCAACCCAGCAGUUUUACCAACCUCCCCAGGCUCGGAACUAAUAUGAGAAGAGUCUUUGUGAAGAAAGGAGCAAUUGACAGGAACAUCCUGGUCAAAACCUCUUGAUAGACCUUCUAAUUUCCCUUCAGAAUAAGAUGCAGCCAUGGUGGAUAUUAUUAUUUCAAGAAUGAAAAAGCAGAUUUGAGGGGGAGAAAUGCAAGUGAAAGAAUUUUUUCUUCUGCCAUCAAUAAAAAUCAGUGCGCUAUUACA
Myotis brandtii (Brandt's bat) is the source of this 2557-nucleotide messenger RNA. RefSeq names its product tudor domain containing 3 (gene TDRD3). NCBI's taxonomy places the organism in Eukaryota, Metazoa, Chordata, Mammalia, Chiroptera, Vespertilionidae. Gene Ontology annotation, molecular function: protein binding. Bases 41 to 2413 code for a protein of 790 amino acids. Gene Ontology annotation, cellular component: nucleus. The transcript has 15 exons. The record is from RefSeq and is a predicted model, not a curated record.